AUGGUUGAUUUCGUAGACAUUAACGGCGCCCACUUGGCAUACCGUAUCGCGGGUCCUGAAGAUGCACCACUCAUGAUAACUCUCCAUGGAGGGCGGGGACUUGGCGACCAUAGAUCAGAUUUCAGAGUGUAUAGCCAGCUAAGCGAUAAGAUCCGGGUCUUGUCAUUCGACUACCGCGGGCAUGGCCAGAGCUCUAGAACCAAGCCGUACACAUUUGAGCAGAUAGUUGACGACAUUGAAGGCGUCAGGCAACACUUUGCUGGAGACAGGCAAGUCAUCAUCUGCGGUGGCAGUUUUGGCGGGUUUCUGGCACAGCACUAUGCGAUUAAGUACGCCCAGCAUGUCUCGCACCUUAUCCUUAGGGGCACUGCUCCAUCUCAUCAUCAUGAAGCCGGCGCGAUACGGACUUUGGAAGAGAGGAUACACAAGGUCCCUAGCUUCUCUGUUGAUAUGCUUAAAAACAAGGUCUUUGGAGCAUACGAGAGCGACCGCGAAUUUCAGCUCAUAUACUUUGCUAUGAUGCCGCUGUACCGGGAAGUCUUCGAUCCUGAUGCUGCAUUGAAAAGUGCUCUUGAUGGCGUAUAUGUUGCUGAAUCGCACAAUGAUCUUUACUCCGAAAAAGAGAAGUACUUCGAUUAUACGGACCGUUUGCCUCAAAUUACUGCCAAGACGCUGGUCAUUGUCGGCGCUAAGGACUGGAUUUGCCCCCCAGAAAACUCAAAACUGAUUGCCGAAAGAGUGCCCGGAGCUGAAUUAUUCUUGGUUGAAGGAGCGAACCAUGGGGUCCACGCCGAGAAGCCGGAAGUGGUACUUCCCAAGAUCCGAAGUUACUUGAACAUCUAA
Messenger RNA from Colletotrichum truncatum, 843 nucleotides. RefSeq names its product proline iminopeptidase. Gene Ontology annotation, molecular function: peptidase activity. The record is from RefSeq and is a predicted model, not a curated record. NCBI's taxonomy places the organism in Eukaryota, Fungi, Ascomycota, Sordariomycetes, Glomerellales, Glomerellaceae. Gene Ontology annotation, biological process: proteolysis.